Messenger RNA from Hemicordylus capensis (graceful crag lizard), 2261 nucleotides. Its product is annotated as corticoliberin-like. Gene Ontology annotation, cellular component: extracellular region. The transcript is spliced from 2 exons. Gene Ontology annotation, biological process: negative regulation of epinephrine secretion; negative regulation of glucagon secretion; positive regulation of cortisol secretion. Lineage: Eukaryota; Metazoa; Chordata; Lepidosauria; Squamata; Cordylidae. The record is from RefSeq and is a predicted model, not a curated record. Gene Ontology annotation, molecular function: corticotropin-releasing hormone activity. The coding region runs from base 116 to 559 and encodes 147 amino acids.
GCCGAAGUUGGGUGGCAAAAGAGGGUCCCAGCCUAGGCAGCAGCACUAGGCAGAGGGGUAGGGCGGAAGAGACCUCCGGAAGACUGCGCAGGCUCUGGAAAGGAGCCGUCCAGGCAUGCAAGCAACCAUGAUGGCCCAGAUGGCAUCAGCAGCCUCCUUCCUCAUCCUGCUGUUUCUCCCGCUGAAAUCCUGCCUGCCUUCAGAGUGGCCACGGCCAACUGUGCCACAUUUCCUUCCCAUCCGUGGCCAGAGUUGGGAGCAGUGGCUGAGCCGAUCAGAGUGGGAGGACAAGCGCUCAGCACCUCCAGUCGGCCUGGAUGAGGGACUUUUCCAAGACCAAAGACCCAGCCAGUCCUGCAAGCCAUCAGGGUCCACAUUGAUCCUUCAGAGGGAGAGAGGGGAGCGAUCGGCUUCUUCCAGCAAAAGACGCGACGGCCGCCCUAACUCCCUGGACUUGACCUUUCACCUUCUCCGAGAGUUCCUGGAGAUGUCCCGGGAAGAGAGACUUGCCCAGAAGGCCCGUAGUAACAAAAUCCUUCUGCAUAAUAUAGGCAAAUGAGGGGGGGUGCAGGGGGCAGGGGAAGGAGCUGUUUUUUAAUUGUAAAGUUUACCCUUUAUUCUUGUGCAGUCGGUGGGAGAGCUUGUUGUGUGAUACAUCUUAAUCUUGUGUCCGACGUAAGGUCUCCCUCCAGAGAACAGUUUUUUAAACUAUCCCUUUGGAGCAGCACCUGUUAAAUGCCUCUGCCCGGUGAUGCAAGGGAACAUGGUUUGCUAGAACUCCUGUCAGGUUUGCUUGUUCAUUCGUCCAUUCAUUCAUUCGAUCAUUCGAUCAUUCAUUCAUUCAUUCAUUCAUUCAUUCAUUCAAUAGCAGUGCCACUCAGCCACCUAUCCCUUUACAGAGGAAUGUUAAGGCAGGCAGGAUUCUCAAACCUGGUUCCCAGAUGUUGGAGUAUAACUCCCAUCAGCCCCAGCGACAGGGGACAUUGUGGCUGGGGAUGAUGGGAACUGUAGUCAGACAUCUGCGGAGCCAGGUUUGAGAACCCCUACCAUAAAGGAUUUUCUGGCAUUCCAGCACUGUCCUUUUUUACUGCACAGGUCUGCUCAUUGGCAACCAGAAGUGUUUCUGCUUCUGAGCCUCACAAUCCACAUGGCAGGCUUCAUUUUACAUAGAUGAUCUACAUAAGAAAUCAAGGCAGCAGCUGUUGUCCCACAAUCUAAGAUGUGAAUUAUCAAGAGAGGAUAGCAUUGCCAGCUGACCAAGUAAACCAGUCUAGUCUGCUCCUGUGCUUUUGACAGCAGGUUGGUGUGCAAAAAUCACAAAAUGAAGCUUGUUACAGCAGGGAAAUAGCAAAUAUCUGUAGAUUAAGCUGCCGUUAAAAGGCAGAGUAGCUGGUGCUGAUGAAUAAGUUGGCAACCCAGGCACAGGGUGCCCCCUGUCAUAGCAUUACAUGUUCAUCAUCCUCCAAGGAUCUCGGGACAGUAUAGAUGGUUCUCCCCUAUUUUUUUUUAUCCUCCCCUAUACUUUUAUCCUCACAACAAACCUAUGUUGAAAUAUAGUGACUGUUCCAAGGUGGUAAUGUGGGGAUUUGAACCCAGGUCUCUCUGGUCAAAGUCCAACACUCUAGCCACCACACCCCACAAACUCUUGUAUCUUCAUCUCUUCAUUUUCAGGGACACUCUCCCAAGCUUCUAGUUAGGCAUUACAAUAUACAAACAUGCCCUGUGCUGGAACGGAAAAUCCACAGUGACCUUGCAAAAAGCAUCUAAAACUGCCUGUUUGUAACUCUUCUUUUAAAAAGGGAAAUGUGGGUUUUCAGUUUCGACACAACGGCCUUGGGGGGGGAGCUUUAAACGCUUCUUGUGGCUGGCAACCAGUCGAGAAGCAGAGGCCCUUAGAUGGCCCUAAGUGUUGUGAGCCAUCACUGAGCCUGUGACUGAAUGAUCCCGCCAGAAAUGUACAGCUUCCGUACGUCUCGUUCUUGGAUGCUGCUGUACACAAGCCUUGUAUUUCUUCUCCUGCUUUGAGUGCACAGAGUGUGAGCCUCGCAAUUUGUGUGUGUGUGUUUUAGAAUGUGUCAACUGUGUCACGGCUUUCCUUACCAAUGUCUGUUUUGCAACAGUUGAGUCCACCUGGUCCAGAUGUGAACCGAUUAGUUUAAUUGCGUACAGAUGUUUGCUGUCACUCUCCAGUGGAUCAAAGCAACCGGCAAACUUGACAAUGUAAGCUGCAGUGUUCUGAAUAAACUUUAUUUUAAUAAGUC